AUGAGUAGAAAGGUUUACGAAUGUCCGUCGAACGAGGAGUAUUUGCUUUGCGGAUCCGCUUGCCCGUACAACUGCACCAACCCUCAGGAACCAGUAGUCUGCGGCGAAGAAUGCAUCGAGGGUUGCUUCUGCAAGUCCGGCUACUUGAGGAAUGAGACCGGUACCUGUGUGCCCAUUGAAGAAUGCGUCCGCGACUCGGCGCCAGUCUGCCAGGAGAACGAAGAGUUCAUGCAUUGCGGGAGCGCUUGUCCGGCAACCUGCUCCCAGCCAGAACCCCUGGUUUGCAGUCUUGUUUGCAGCGUUGGUUGCUUCUGCAAGUCAGGCUACUACCGGGAUGAGGGCAGCAAUAAAUGUGUGACCUUAGACAAAUGCUCUAGGAGGUCUCUCAGACUUGAGCCUUGUUCCAACAAGAACGAGGUAUACGAUAUGUGCAACGCCGCGUGCCAGCCCACUUGCUCGGACCCCGACCCUGUCUGCACGAGGAUCUGUUCGGCUGGUUGCGUCUGCUCCGCUGGCCUGCUGAGGAGCGCCGCCGGUACUUGCGUCAGCGUGGACAAGUGCCCCACCAACGGGACCAUCACUGGCCCCCUCUCGAAGUACUUGAACGCGAUCACGAAAAUCCUGCACUUGUCGUACGUU
Iphiclides podalirius (scarce swallowtail) is the source of this 639-nucleotide messenger RNA. NCBI's taxonomy places the organism in Eukaryota, Metazoa, Arthropoda, Insecta, Lepidoptera, Papilionidae. The record is from the annotation of a GenBank genome assembly.